This is a messenger RNA of Corvus hawaiiensis (hawaiian crow), 3975 nucleotides long. RefSeq names its product pseudouridine 5'-phosphatase (gene PUDP). The transcript has 4 exons. Bases 1762 to 2394 code for a protein of 210 amino acids. Lineage: Eukaryota; Metazoa; Chordata; Aves; Passeriformes; Corvidae. Gene Ontology annotation, molecular function: phosphatase activity. The record is from RefSeq and is a predicted model, not a curated record.
UCUGAUGGGAAAUCUGUCAAAAUUGGCUUUGCCAUUGCUGUGUCCCAUGUUCUUUAACACUGUUUAAUGAUACAGUGGGAGAACAGUGGGAGAAUAAACACACAAAGGCCUGUGUUUUAUCUAAACCCAGAAAUGAGAGAAAAUGUGAAUGUUACUACUCUAUAUAUAGAGGAAAUAUCUAAUCUUGAUUGAUCUAGUCCCAACUGCCCCCAUUUCAGCUCUUGUAUAGAUUUGUUCGCAAGUUAACAGUUUAUACUGUGCUAAAUGCCACCAAAUGAGUUGCAAAAAGCAGGGGAAAUAUUCACACUUCUAUAAUUAUAUUCUGGUUUAUAAUUAUAUUUAUCUCUUGUGCCCCAAUUGAGUGUUGCAGUAAUUUGUAUGUUUUUUUACACUGUUGCAUACUCGAAAGAGAUUAUGGGAAUAAUGUGGAAGACUGAUAGGAAAGCAAAAUCAUAGGCACCUAUGUGUUCAUUCAGUAUUGAUGGUGACAAAAUCUUAAGAGUUUUUCUCAGUCCUCAGCCAAAAUGUUGGUAAAAAUUACUGACUGUGUUUAAAUUUGGCUAAACUGAAUACUGAAAAUUAUUCUCUUCUACAUUUGCGUAGAAAUUUGCCUCACAGGUAUGGACACAAGGAACCUGUUGCUUAACUUAAAACUGUUCUCUUUUACCGCUUUUCUAUCCCUUAAAAAAAAAAAAAAAAUCAAAUCCUGCAGAGUUUAGUUGUCCAGGGUCUGAUUUUGAAUUACUGAAAUAUAUUGAAUGGACACAAUUAAAACUCUAUUUAAGAUGGUUUAGGGUCCUAGCAGAAGGAUGGAUAAAUCAUAGCUGUAUUUCAUCUGGGAAGCGUAAUGCAAAAUUGAGAUGGGUUAUUCAAAUAAUGAACUCAAAACUAAUGAUUAAGAUGAGCUAUGGCUAAAAGGAUGUCUCACGCCUACUAAUCUCAUCUCCUUGAUGAACUAGAGAUUAUUUUAGAAUAACAAUAACAUAAUAUUAAAUUUGAAGGUGUGUAAUCUUCUAGAUAAAUGAAGUUCUGUAUUCAUGAAGUCGUAAUUUUCUGUCUUAAGUUGUCUUUAUGUGUAAGUAAGUGAUAAAGAUGAGGCUUACAUAUUGUUUUGAUGUUUGCUGUACCCCCAGCCUAGGCAGAUCUGCACAUCUAGUUGAGACUCUGCACUGAUUUGAGCAGAUCAUGCACUCCAGAUAUUCACUGUGAUGGGUUGCGGAGUGACCUGUAGGUCUUUCUGGAUACAUGUCAGCAUAUUUUUGUGCCAGAUCACAAAUUGAGUAAUCCAGUGCCUCUGUCAUUCUUGUCACUUUAUUUGUAUUUAUUGUGACUGGCUUUUGCACGCUGUAAACAACACCAGUGGAGUUGACUAUGCUUUUAUAUAGAAGAAGGGUCACUAUAAAAAUGACUAGAAGAUGAUAUGUGGCUAGGGAAUGAAUGUUACUCAUUCCCAGUGAAAUGUAGUGAGCAAAUGGACUGUAUGUUGUGCUGAUAAUGUCUAUGUAAAAGAUAUUUCAAGAGAUGAGAGCUAGAAAUAAAAAGAGUAUUUCGAAAGCGUAUACAUUUACUGGAAAUUGCAGGAGCUAAGAAUUCUUGCUUUUCCUUCCCAUUAUUAGAAUGGGCCACUACCACAUAUGUCCUAUUGUGUUCACAGCUUGUAUUCCUGAUGGAGGCUAGCAGCUGGGGCUGGAUUCACUUGCUGAAAUGUGUGUGUGAGUGUGAAACACUUGGGAUGCUGUAGGGCAUCUGCCUGCUCAUGCCAUGAAGUAUACUGAGCAUCUCUAUUCAGUAGUGUUUGAACAGAUCUGUGGGCGUUUUGGAAAGACCUAUAACUGGGAUGUGAAAUCCUUAGUUAUGGGUAAACAAGCCCCAGAAGCAGCAGAGACUAUUCGAGAAGUUCUAGGUCUUCCAAUAACCACAGAAGAAUUAUUGAAUGAAAGUAAAAUGAUGCAGGAGAAGAUAUUCCAUACUGCUGAGUUGAUGCCAGGGGUGAAUAAGCUGAUCCGUCAUUUACACAAACACAACAUACCCAUAGCUGUUGCCAGCAGCUCGAGUGAAGAGUCAUUUCAGAAGAAAACAACCAGACACAAAGACUUAUUCGGUCUUUUUCAUCAUAUUGUGUUGGGAGAUGACCCUGAGUUGAAGCGUGGCAAGCCACAUCCUGAUCCAUUUUUACUUUGUGCAAAGAGAUUUCACCCUCCUGCACCACCAGAGAAGUGUCUUGUGUUUGAAGAUUCACCACAUGGAGUCACAGGAGCCCUGGCAGCAGGAAUGCAAGUGGUUAUGAUUCCAGAUGAAAAAUUAAAUCCAGAUCUUAAAAAGAAGGGAACACUGGUGCUGAAGUCCAUGGAAGAUUUCCAACCAGAACUGUUUGGUUUACCAGCAUACGAUUAAUGCCUAAUGCCUGUGAACAUGUACUUGACUGGAGAUAAAUUAAAAGUGAAAUGCAAUUUUAUUUUGGUUCUAUGAUAUUUUUUCAUCUUUUACUCUCCUCCUCAAAACUAGAGCACAAAAAUUCUGUUACCACUCAGACUUUCACACUUUGAUAAAUUGUCUGGAAUAUUUAUGAUUUGUCCUUUUGAUAAAUGCUAAAUUAAAACAGCAUCUUUCUGUUAAGUGAAUCCAACCUUGUUCUAUUCACAUCAUAAUGUUUUCUGGGAAUAUUAUGAAACUAUUUAGACAAUUUAUUGCAACUGCAUUGGAAACGUCUUGUUCUGUUUCCACUUGAAUUACUUACUGUUUAGAUCUUAACCAGAAAUCUGUUCUGGAUUGGCUUUUAUCCCAUUGUAAUGUUUUUGACACCGUUAUUGCUAUCAAUAUGUUUAUCCUUUCCCUCAUCCCAUACUUGUCCAUCUAUUCCACUUGUAUUGUGUUGUCUUUUUUCUUUUUUCCCCCAUUUCUUUGCAACAGGGACUCUGUUAUACUUUCUGUGGAUUUUUUGUUUUCCUCUUAGUGAUUGAAUGAGAUGACUCCCAGACAUCCCUUAAAACCUCCAUUAUUCUGUAAUUCUUUCGUUAUCUUUUCUGAUAUUUUGAUCACCUGCUAGCAGCUAUACAAAGUUAUAUGAUCUUAGAAUUUAGCCAAAAUUCUUUGCAUCAUAUUUCAUUCAUUUCCUUAUAUCCUUAUUUUCCAUCUACCAUGUAGCCUUCCCUUUCAAUCUUGUGAAAUUAAUGUUUCCUGUGUCUGUGUUUCAAUUCUGAUAAAGUUAUGGCCUUAACUCCUUUAUCCAAAUAACUUUCUGUAGGCUGUCCUUAAUUUCUAUUCUUACCUUGUCCUUGAGCCCUUAUUUUUCACCAAUUUCCCUACAGAGAGUUUUGCUAUGUAUUUUUAAAGUGCAGAAAUUGCAGAUUUGAUUUAGGUAAAUACUUAAAAUUUAUUUUCCUGGUUACCAUAAUUUCCAUUAAAUGUUUAUGUUUUCAUCUGUCCCUCUUACUUCUGUCUCUUUCUGGCAUCUUGUCAGUACAAGGGUAAGGGCCCCUUUAUAAAAUGCUAAAUACAUAGACAGGUUUUGGUUGAGUCCACUAUUACAUGUAUGACAUGAUGGAAGCAAUGUCUUUUACCUUGUCUAAAGAAAGCUAUAGUAUGUAUGUAGCUUUAUGACAGUUUUAUAAAAUUAAUUAUUGUAUUCAGGACUUAAAUCCCUACAUUUCUAAUGAGUAUCCAUGAGGUACUCCACAGUCUUGGUAAAAUGUCAAACUCCAUAAAGACGAGAGACAUGAAAUAUGUCAAAUCAGACAAUUUCCAUGUAUUAUGAGAAGCCUUCUCUGACCUUAGGGUUUUUUAAUAUUAUAUGUUUCUAUAUAGUCUUCCUCACAAAAAUAUUUUCUAGACAUGCCUGAUGUUUAACUGUGUUAGAUUUAACGGUGUUUUUUCAGGAAAGAAAUUAAUGAAUUAUAGACUCUUGAGUAUUCAUGGUGAGUUUCCUUAGAUUUUCUUCCUUCUGUAUUUAUAAAAACCUCAAAUUUUUACAUCUUC